GCGGGUUUGGCUGGGGAAAGAGAAGGGGGACCAGAGCCAGCAAAGAUUCUACACACUGCUCGCCUCCUGGGCCCUGGAUUCUCCCCUGAAGCUCCCUGUUUCACCUGUUCUCUCAACAGCAUGGAUGAGGAGGAAGAUGAUUUGUCUCUGCUCACUGCACUGCUUGAGGAGAAUGAGUCAGCCUUGGCAUGCGAUUCAGAAGAGAAUAACUUCUUAACCCAAGAAGAUGGUAAAGCUGACGAAUUCGAUGAGCUCUUUGAUGCUGAUGGGGACGGUGAAUCUUACACGGAGGAGGCCGAUGAUGGAGAACUGGAAACAACUGGAGACCAAAAAGAAAAUUUGGACACUCUCUUUGGAGAUCUGGGGGACUUGACAGAUGAAGAAGUCCCUACUUUGCAGUCAACCAAAAAUAGGGUUCCUCCUGCUCCUCCUGCCCCCUGUCAAGAGAAAACUAAUCAAGAGUUACAAGAUGAAAUAAGGAAGUUACAAGAGCAAAUGCAGUCCUUACAAGAACAGCUAAAAAUGGCAACAAUAAAACAGCCUGCAAGUCCAGCCCUUCUCCAUAAAUCCCCUGUAGGUAAGCCUCCACGCCCCCCUCUGAAGGAGAAGAAAGUUCAGAGAAUUCAGGAGUCUACAUGCUUUUCUGCAGAGCUUGAUGUCCCUGCUUUACCAAAAACCAAGCAGGUGGCUCGGACCCCAAAGCUUUCACCCACAGCGCCCAAAAGCUCAUCUUCAAGGAUGACAAGUGCACCCUCCCAACCACUCCGAGCUACUCCUGGGAACAAACCCAGUGGGGUGGUGACUGGAGAACAGAGCACAGGGACCCCGGAGAGUUCCAGGGCAGCGGCUCCUUUGGUUUCAGUGGAAAACUUCUCUGGCCUGAGGCUCAGGUGGCCUCGAGUAUCCUCCACAGAAAUGAACAAGAAAAUGAUUGGCCGAAAACUGAUCAGACUGUCUCAGAUCAAGGAAAAGAUAGCAAGUGAGAACCUGGAUGAAAUGGAUUGGGUGACAUUUGGGGUUAUAGUGAAGAAAGUCACUCCGCAGAGUUCUAACAGUGGGAGAACAUUUAGCAUCUGGCGACUGAAUGAUCUUCGUGACCUGACACGCUUUGUGUCAUUGUUCUUGUUUGGAGAAGUUCACAAAGAUCUCUGGAAGACUGAGCAAGGUACAGUUGUUGGAUUGCUCAAUGCUAACCCCAUGAAGCCCAAGGAUGGCUCAGAGGAGGUGUGCUUAUCUAUUGAUCAUCCUCAGAAGAUCUUAAUAAUGGGGGAAGCUCUUGACCUGGGAACGUGUAAAGCAAAGAAGAAGAACGGAGCACCGUGUACACAGAUGGUUAAUUUGAGUGACUGCGAGUACUGCCAGUACCACGUCCAGGCUCAGUACAGGAAGCUCAGCGCCAAGCGAGCGGACUUGCAGUCCACCUUCUCAGGAGGACGGAUUCCAAAGAAGUUUGCCCGCAGAGGAGCGAGUCUAAAGGAACGGCUGUGUCAAGACGGCUUUUACUAUGGAGGCAUGUCUUCUGAGUCCUACGCAGCCUCCGUGGCAGCAGCUAUUGCUCCUAAGAAGAAGAUCCAAACCACUCUGACGAAUCUGGUCGUGAAGGGCACAAACCAGAUUAUCCAGGAAACGCAACAAAAGCUCGGAAUACCACAGAAGACCUUGACUUGUUCGGAGGAGUUCCGGGAAUUGAUGGACUUGCCUACAGUUGGAGCCAGAAACCUAAAACACCAUUUAGCCAAAGCCACGACACGAGGGGUGCUGGGGAGCCCUAAGCCUGCUAUCCAGUCUAUCUCAGCAUCAGCCCUUUUGAAGCAACAGAAGCAGCAGAUGUUGGAGAUGAGGAAAAAGAAAUCGGAAGAAAUACAGAAACGAUUUCUCCAAAGCUCAAGUCAAGUCAAGAGCCCAGCUGUGCCAUCUUCUUCUCAACAGCCUCCUUCUCAGUCCCCACCAGCGGGUGCUGAAUUCCCGAGGCUGGUGGGAACCCCAGCCACACAGAUGCCCAAGCUUGGACGAGGCGUCUCUGAAGGAGAGGAUGUUCUCUUUCUUGAUGAGUCUCCUCCACCACGACCAAAACUGAGUGCUUUGGCAGAAGCCAAAAAGUUAGCUGCUUUAACUAAAUUAAGAACAAAAGGCCACAUUCUUACAAAGACAGACCCAAACAGCACUAAAAGGAAGCAAAUGGACCCCCAAGAUGUCCUGGAAGUGAAGGGCCGGGUAGAAAAGAACAACACAUCUUCUCAAGCUGAGGAUGAAUUGGAACCUGCCAAGAAAAAAAGGAGAGAGCAGCUUGCCUACCUGGAAUCUGAGGAAUUUCAGAAAAUUCUAAAAGCAAAAUCUAAGCAUACAGAGAUCCUGAAGGAGACUGAGGCUGAACUGCAGGAACGCUAUUUUGAGCCAUUGGUGAAAAAAGAGCAAAUGGAAGAAAAGAUGAAAAACAUCCGGGAAGUGAAAUGUCGGGUCGUGACAUGCAAGACGUGUGCCUACACCCAUUUCAAGCCCUUGGAGACCUGCGUGGCUGAGCAGCACGAUUACCACUGGCAUGAUGCCGUCAAGAGGUUUUUCAAGUGUCCCUGUGGGAACAGAAGUAUCUCCCUCAACAGGCUCCCAAAAAAGCACUGCAGUAACUGUGGCCUCUUCAAAUGGGAACGGGACGGAAUGCUAAAGGAGAAGACAGGUCCAAAGAUAGGAGGAGAAACACUGUUACCCAGAGGAGAGGAGCACGCCAAAUUUCUGAAUAGCCUGAAGUAACCCUAACCGCAGCCAUUUCCCUACUACCUUACCUCUCCUGGCUCUGGGAAAGCAAGGUAUUAGCUCCCCCAUUGCCCACAUUUCUGACUGGCACAGUCAAAACAAACAAGCUUUGCUACUUCACUUCCUCUGUUGUGCUGGUUUGGUAACACCAAAUUGACACUGUCGUUAAGUAGAAAAUCAAGAUACCAUUGUCUUUCCCGUUUCUCCUGAUCUUGGUUUACGACAUUUCACACAGAUUUUUUUGCCCAACAACUGGAAGGUAAAUUGAGAGCUGUAUAUCUGUUCCUCUGGACUAGGAUAUGCAGUGUAGCUUCCUUAUCAGGAUAAGUGUCUAGUCCAUGCAGAAACCCAGAAGCAAAAUAAUUAAUUUAGCUUGUCUCUCACCUUCCAAUUACGUUGCUUACCGUCUGGGCUUCCUCUUUAUCUGUAAAAUGGGGAAUGUUAGAUUACAUGAUCUUAAAAUGAUCUUUCAGCACUCAAAUUCUAUAAAUAGGUUAUCUAAGUUUUUUUCCUUUUGAUAAUUGUGGCCACUGCCCUUCAUAUGGUCUUGGGGUCCUGACAUUCAAAGUCACACUCCUUUCUAUUCUACUGUUCUCUUGCAUUUGCUGUUUGAAGUCGCUGAACCACUUUGCAUUUCAAUUCUUUCAUAUAUAUUAUAGUGGACUGUCUUCCCUUACAAUAUUGUGGAACUUUGUGAUGGAAAUAUUUAAAAUCUCAUCAUUUUUAAUUAUGGCUUUAUUCAUGUGGUUUAAGGAAACUUUGAAACGUCUAACCAAAAUGAAUACAAAGUUUGAGAAACUGUGAAGCAUAAUUGAAAAACAAAAGCAGCCCAUAAAGAUAAAAUCCCAUGGAGUCUGGGAUUUGCAGAGAUACCAUAUUAUACAUAUUAAGAAUUAUAGGUCAAACCUCAUGCAGAUUACCAGCAAAAAAUUAAACAGUUUAGGAAAUUCCUCUACCUGGGCAACCUGAUUUUCCAAAUAUCAUUUAACCCAAGCAAGUGCUGGUGCUACUUAAAGAUUGGUAAACUGGUAGGGUUAUAUUGAUUUGGGAUUUAAACUGUAGCUCAAAAUUGAUCAGGUUCCCCACCGCCGCUGCCACCACCACCAAGAUGGUAUUAUGUUAGGAACACAACAUUCAUGGGAGUGAUGAUUGAUUGAGGUUUUAAAGAGCCAGGAAUAAAAUUCAUGUGCCUUGGAUUUCAUAAAACUGCCUUCUACGGGUAAAAGGUGCUGUGGCUGACACUUGUGUUCCUUCUAAGGUUAUACCCCAAUAACUGUAUUUUUAGGAGUAGUUUACUUUCCAGAAGUUUUUUUGUUUUUUUGUUUUUUUUAAAUUUUUAACUAAUGAAGAAAAGAAUAAAGUGUUUAAUUCUUAAUAAGAGCCCCAAAGCUCUUGAAACCCUUAAUAUUCCUAAUGGCUUAUUUACAGUAGAUUUAUUGGUGACAUAAACUUAAAGCAGAGCUCUGUGAUUGAAGCUGGUGACAGCUGAGCGGCCACCUAGAACCCAGACCAGGCUGUUCUUUGAGUGAGUGUCCCCUCCCAAGGUGAGAAACGUGUUCGUGAUUGAACAUGGGGGUCAUUGCAGCCUGUGUUCACUUUAUACCGUAUAUAAGUAGGGUGACGCUCUCGUGUAGGUUGAUGGUGGCCGAAUCUGGAUGCCUUUUUAAAAUUUGAUUUCUAGUUAGUAAAUCAUUUUAAAAUGUAAUUGAGUUGCUUCUUGGAUACACUAGAUCUCGGGGGGCUUGCAUUUGAGGCGCUUUAUAUAUGCGCUUUCUUAGAAUAUGAGGUACUCAUUCAAGGGUAAGCGGGGAAGCUUACUUGUUUUCAUCAAAAAUAUGCUUCACCAAUGAAAUCAGUCAUUUAAUCCUAUCAUCUUAUCAAUGUGUAUUAAAUGCUUUCAUGCAAAUUCAGUGUGUGUUUAUUUCUUAACUUGUCACUGGUAAGAUGGGGCCAUGAGAACAACGUGGAUACAUAGUGAUCUAAAUUAGCAAACAAAACCUGGAUAUGUCCUGUGUGGAGAACCUGGCUGAUUUGACUUAAAAUAUUUGCAAUAGGUUUUGGUUGGUUGAUGGUUUUUUUUGCUGUGCCUUUUUCUGUUUAGAGGAAA
Molecule: messenger RNA, 4858 nt
Organism: Choloepus didactylus (southern two-toed sloth)
Lineage: Eukaryota; Metazoa; Chordata; Mammalia; Pilosa; Megalonychidae
Gene: MCM10
Product: minichromosome maintenance 10 replication initiation factor
Exons: 20
Coding region: 121-2748 (875 amino acids)
Biological process (GO): DNA replication; DNA replication initiation
Cellular component (GO): nucleus; replication fork protection complex
Molecular function (GO): DNA replication origin binding; single-stranded DNA binding
Source: RefSeq, a predicted model, not a curated record